Messenger RNA from Balaenoptera ricei (Rice's whale), 3617 nucleotides. It is a transcript of the gene SLITRK5, whose product is annotated as SLIT and NTRK like family member 5. Gene Ontology annotation, biological process: positive regulation of synapse assembly; regulation of presynapse assembly; axonogenesis. The record is from RefSeq and is a predicted model, not a curated record. Bases 112 to 3003 code for a protein of 963 amino acids. Lineage: Eukaryota; Metazoa; Chordata; Mammalia; Artiodactyla; Balaenopteridae. Gene Ontology annotation, molecular function: protein binding. Gene Ontology annotation, cellular component: membrane. The transcript has 2 exons.
CCGCGCGAACCCAGGCCGGAGGGUGCGAGGAGCCGGAGGCGGCUGGAGGGGGUGGCGGCUGCCGCUGGCCUGGAGAAAGUUGGCCCCUAUACAGAUGGCAACUGAGAUAAAAUGCACACUUGCUGCCCCCCAGUAACUUUGGAACAGGACCUUCACAGAAAAAUGCAGAGCUGGAUGCUGCAGACUCUAGCUUUUGCUCUAACAUCUCUCGUCCUUUCAUGUGCAGAAACCAUCGAUUAUUAUGGGGAAAUCUGUGACAAUGCAUGUCCUUGUGAGGAAAAGGACGGCAUUUUAACUGUGAGCUGUGAAAACCGGGGGAUCAUCAGCCUCUCUGAAAUUAGCCCUCCCCGUUUCCCAAUCUACCACCUCUUGUUGUCUGGAAACCUUUUGAACCGUCUCUAUCCCAGUGAGUUUGUCAAUUACACUGGGGCUUCAAUUUUGCAUCUGGGUAGCAAUGUUAUCCAGGAUAUUGAGACUGGGGCUUUCCACGGGCUGCGGGGUUUAAGGAGAUUGCAUCUGAACAAUAAUAAACUGGAACUUCUGCGUGAUGAUACCUUCCUUGGCUUGGAGAGCCUGGAGUACCUACAGGUCGAUUACAAUUACAUCAGUGUCAUUGAACCCAAUGCUUUUGGGAAACUGCAUUUGUUGCAGGUGCUUAUCCUCAAUGACAAUCUCUUGUCCAGUUUACCCAACAACCUUUUCCGUUUUGUGCCCUUAACGCACUUGGACCUGCGGGGGAACCGGCUGAAACUUCUGCCCUAUGUGGGGUUGUUGCAGCAUAUGGAUAAAGUUGUGGAGUUACAGCUGGAGGAAAACCCCUGGAAUUGCUCCUGUGAGUUGAUCUCUCUGAAGGAUUGGUUAGACAGCAUCUCCUACUCGGCCCUGGUGGGGGAUGUGGUUUGUGAGACCCCCUUCCGCUUACACGGCCGGGACUUGGAUGAGGUGUCCAAGCAGGAACUUUGCCCAAGGAAACUUAUUUCAGACUAUGAGAUGAGGCCGCAGUCGCCUUUGAGCACCACGGGGUAUUUACAUACCACCCCGGCAUCGGUGAAUUCCGUGGCCACUUCUUCCUCUGCUGUUUACAAACCCCCCUUGAAGCCCCCCAAGGGGACUCGCCAACCCAACAAGCCCAGGGUGCGCCCCACCUCUCGGCAGCCCUCCAAGGACCUGGGCUAUGGCAACUAUGGCCCCAGCAUUGCCUACCAGACCAAAUCUCCGGUGCCUUUGGAGUGUCCCACCGCGUGCACUUGCAACCUGCAAAUCUCCGAUCUGGGCCUCAACGUUAACUGCCAGGAGCGCAAGAUCGAGAGCAUCGCGGAGCUGCAGCCCAAGCCCUACAACCCCAAGAAAAUGUAUCUGACGGAGAACUACAUCGCCCUGGUGCGCAGGAGCGACUUCCUGGAGGCCACCGGGCUGGACCUUCUGCAUCUGGGCAACAACCGCAUCUCCAUGAUCCAGGACCGCGCCUUUGGGGAUCUCACCAACCUGAGGCGCCUCUACCUAAAUGGCAACAGGAUUGAGAGGCUGAGCCCGGAGUUGUUCUAUGGCCUGCAGAGCCUGCAGUAUCUCUUCCUCCAGUACAAUCUCAUACGCGAGAUUCAGUCUGGGACCUUCGAUCCGGUCCCCAACCUCCAGCUGCUAUUCCUGAAUAACAACCUCCUGCAGACCAUGCCCUCAGGCGUCUUCUCAGGCCUGACCCUCCUCAGGCUGAACCUGAGGAGUAACCACUUCACCUCCUUGCCGGUGAGUGGAGUUCUGGACCAGCUGAAGUCGCUCAUCCAAAUCGACCUGCACGACAACCCUUGGGAUUGUACCUGCGACGUGGUGGGCAUGAAACUGUGGGUCGAGCAGCUCAAAGUGGGCGUCUUGGUGGACGAGGUCAUCUGCAAGGCGCCCAAGAAGUUCGCUGAGAUGGAUAUGCGCUUCAUUAAGUCGGAGCUGCUGUGCCCAGACUACUCGGACGUGGAGGUUUCCACGCCCACGCCCUCCUCCAUCCAGGUGCCCGCGAGGCCCAGCGCGGUGACCCCCGCCGUGCGGUUGAACAGCACCGGGGCACCCGCGGGCUUGGACGCGGGCGGAGGCGCGUCGUCGGUGCCCUUGUCCGUGUUAAUCCUGAGCCUGCUGCUGGUCUUCAUCAUGUCGGUCUUCGUGGCCGCCGGGCUCUUCGUGCUAGUCAUGAAGCGCAGGAAGAAGAAGCAGAGCGACCACACCAGCACCAACAAUUCCGACGUGAGCUCCUUCAACAUGCAGUACAGCGUGUACGGCGGCGGCGGCGGCGGUGGCGGCGGCGCUGGAGGCCACCCGCACGCGCACGUGCACCACCGCGGGCCGGCGCUGCCCAAGGUGAAGACGCCCGCGGGCCACGUGUACGAAUACAUCCCGCAUCCGCUGGGCCACAUGUGCAAAAACCCCAUCUACCGCUCCCGAGAGGGCAACUCCGUGGAGGAUUACAAAGACCUGCACGAGCUCAAGGUCACCUAUAGCAGCAACCACCACCUGCAGCCGCCGCCGCCGCCGCCGCCGCCGCCGCCGCCGCAGCAGCAGCAACAGCCCCCGCCGCAGCUGCAGCUGCAGCCGGGGGAGGAGGAGAGGCGGGAAAGCCACCACUUGCGGAGCCCCGCCUACAGCGUCAGCACCAUCGAGCCCCGGGAGGACCUACUGUCGCCGGUGCAGGACGCCGACCGCUUUUACAGGGGCAUUUUAGAACCAGACAAACACUGCUCCACCGCCCCCGCCGGCAGUAGCCUCCCGGAAUAUCCCAAAUUCCCGUGCAGCCCCGCUGCUUACACUUUCUCCCCCAAUUAUGACCUGAGACGCCCCCAUCAGUAUUUGCACCCGGGGGCAGGGGACAGCAGGCUGCGGGAACCGGUGCUCUACAGCCCCCCCAGUGCUGUCUUUGUAGAACCCAACAGGAACGAAUAUCUGGAGUUAAAAGCAAAACUAAACGUUGAGCCGGACUACCUCGAAGUGCUGGAAAAACAGACCACAUUUAGCCAGUUCUAAAGGCAAAGAAACUCCCUUGGAGCUUUUGCGUUUAAAACCGACGAGCAAGCAGACACACACCGCGAACACAUUUGAUUGUGUUGUUUCAACGUUUAGGGUGAAGUGCCUUGGCACGAGAUUCUCAGCUUCGGAGGAAGAUACUGAAAGGGUGUGCCAUUUCCUUUUCAUAUUACACGCGGGGAAACAUUUGUGUAAGCUGGGCACAUCACUUUCCCUUCUUGCGUGUGGAGGAGACGAAGAGUAGGGCUUUACUGAGGGCAGUUUGCUUUGCGAGUGACUUGUUAAAGGUCUCAGUAAUUUUUGUAGUGGUUGGAAGUGUUAAGAAUGGUGGGAGAUGGCAGCGCAUAGAUUCUAUUCUUCCUCUUUUACUCCCUUCUCCCUCCCCUUCCCCCCCUUUGAGCCAUGGGUGGGUCUAAAUGGCUUUUGUGGAGAGAUUAGCACACCCCAACUUUAAUAGAAGGUUUGUUCUCUCUCUCGCUCUCUCUCUUUCUCUCUCUCCCCCCUGCCCCGCCCCCUUUCUGCUUCCUCUCUCUGCCUCCCUGCCUUCUUCCUCCUCUCUCAUUCCUUUCCUUUCUUUUUAAAGGAUGUGUUUGUAUGCAUUCUGGACAUUUGAA